Messenger RNA from Dromiciops gliroides (monito del monte), 4142 nucleotides. RefSeq names its product paired related homeobox 2 (gene PRRX2). The record is from RefSeq and is a predicted model, not a curated record. Gene Ontology annotation, biological process: regulation of DNA-templated transcription. The coding region runs from base 1 to 963 and encodes 320 amino acids. NCBI's taxonomy places the organism in Eukaryota, Metazoa, Chordata, Mammalia, Microbiotheria, Microbiotheriidae. The transcript has 5 exons. Gene Ontology annotation, molecular function: DNA binding; DNA-binding transcription factor activity, RNA polymerase II-specific.
AUGGACAGCCCCAGCGCCCCGGCCGCUGCCCCCGCCGCCACCUCCGGCGCCUUCGGCAUGGACAAGGCUUUCGGGCCGCAGCAGCCCUUGGGCGGCCGCCUCCUGGAGCCGGGGGACUGCGCCCAAGCCAGGAAGAACUUCAGCGUCAGCCACCUCCUGGACCUGGAGGAGGUGGCGGCCGCGGGCAGGAACGGAGGUCGCGAGCCCCGGGCCGAUCCCCGGGACGGUAGCCGGGGGCUGCAGGAGCCGUCAGGGGGGAGCAGCGGCAGCGAGGCGGCGCCCCAGGACAGCGAAUGCCUCAGCCCUGGCAGAGGAGCUGCCAAGAGGAAGAAGAAGCAGCGCAGAAACCGGACCACCUUCAACAGCAGCCAGCUGCAGGCCCUGGAGCGGGUGUUCGAGAGGACACACUAUCCUGAUGCCUUUGUCCGAGAGGAGCUGGCUCGCAGGGUCAACCUGAGUGAGGCCCGGGUCCAGGUAUGGUUCCAGAAUCGAAGGGCAAAGUUCCGACGAAAUGAGAGAGCCAUGCUGGCCAACAGAUCCGCCUCACUCCUCAAGUCUUAUAGCCAGGAAGCAGCCAUCGAGCAGCCAAUGGCACCCAGGCCAACAGCCCUGAGUCCAGACUAUCUGUCCUGGACCACCACAUCCCCCCCUUACAGCUCAGCUGCUGGCAGCUCUGGGCACUCACACCCUCCUGCCAGAGAUGCACCGGCUGAUGGGGGCUCCAGAGCCAGUUGCGGGGGCAGCUCCACGCCUGUACAGAACAUCGAGAUGGGCUUGCCGCACGGUGCCAUCCUACAGCCCCGGGGGGACAGCCACCCCCACUCAAGGGGUCAACAUGGCCAACAGCAUCGCCAGCCUCCGCCUCAAAGCCAAAGAGUUCAGCCUGCAUCAGAACCAGGUGCCCACAGUGAACUGAAUGAUUCCCAGCAGCCCUCGGCCAGGACUAAGCUACCUUUUUCUUAAAAAAAAAAGUUUUAAAGCAAAAAGAGAGAAAAAAAAAGAAAAAAUGUUUUUAAAAGAGAAAAAAAGAAAAAGGGGGAGAGGGGAGGGAAGGAAAGAAAAAUGAACCCUACCCCCUCUCCUAGCCUCAGUACAAGGACGGCUGUUCCUGCCCCCCAACAGAAGGGCUGGCUGAGAAUGGAGCCUACAGAAAUAUGCAAGGACACUCUCUCCAACCCAUACUCCUUCUCCCAUUUGGCUGCUGAGGACAGCAGGGCCCAGCCCCUCCCUCCAUCCUUUGUCUCUGUUAUCCUCACUCAUGAGCAUCUGAUGUUGUCAGGCCAGGAAGGAGGAGGGAGACUUACAUGAAUAGAGUUUCUAUUUGAAAAUCAAAGAGCUUGAAUUCUGAAAACAAACCUGCAAAGGGAUGGAAAAAGGGAAAAGGAAAAAGGGAAAAAAAAAGCUACAAACAGAACCAAAGGUGUUUGAUUUGAGAUGAAGAAUAUGAACUGGUAUCAGCUGAUGCUGUUCAAGACCCAUUUGGGAUCCUUGAAACCAGAUGGGAUUUUGGCAACAAAUGUCCCAGCAGCCCUCAGGGCCACAGUCAGCAUGAACCAGCACCCAUAGCCAUGACCCCCUAUGAUAUCAUUAUGCCAGCUGGAAUGCCUCAGUCUGUACAUAGGCUGACGUUUUCCGAUUUCCACUGGACAAAUAGUGGAAUCCACGGUCUGUGCCUUGGACAACAUGUGCACCCUAGUAUAAAAGUACCUAGUUCUGGUGGGGGGGGGGAGUCAUAAAGAGUAACCCGACUCCCUCCAUCCCCUCUUCCCAGGGGACCUCUCCUAGGUUCCAGGCAGACUCUCCAAAGAAAGGAUGUCAGAGGCCAUAUAAUAGGAGCCUGGUGUUUGGAAAUAGUGGCUACAUCACCCUGAACCCUGGUCACAGUCCUCCUGGCUGGACCACCACUUGCCCAGCUCGAGGGCAGGGCUGGACCAGAUAAUUCCAGGAUGCCUUCCAGCUCCAAGACCUGAGAUCCUUUAUGAAUACAGGAGGCUCAGCACUUCUUCAACAUAUCCCCUGUCUUCCAGAUGGUUAGGAGACUCCUCAACAUCAGACAGGAGCCUGCUGGGCUAUCCUUCCUUUGUGUUAACCAACACUGCCCUUCACCAAGUGGAUAUCCCAGCAGUGGCUAAGGCGAGAGGAGAGGGACAGUUCCCUCAUUCCCAGAAACCUCUCUUUGCUUCCUGUGUAUGGCCUCUACCUCCCCCCAAACGUCCUUAGUUGGUGAUUUGAAGGCAGAAGGACCAGAUGGGAGGGGGGCCUAGAGUAGGCUUUCUGGGGAGGUAAAAGAAAGAACAUUAAACUGGGGAGCAUGAGUUCUAUUUCAAACCGUGACUCUGCCACUUAAUACUUGAAUGACUUUGGCUAGGUGGUGCUCGGUGUCCCCAUAUGGAAGAUGAUUUCUUUUAGGAUUCUGGGACUUAGUCCUGGGCCAAGGGACUGGAAGUUGUGUCUGUAUCUGAUGGCUCAGGGAGGUGGGGCAGGUGGGGUGAAACAACCAUAGUUUGAAAGACCCUCACGUAGAACUUCUUGACCUUCUUAUGCAAACAUCUCAAUGAGUAGCCUCAAAAACCUGCAUGGAAACUAUGCUUUACACAGCUCGGACAAAACCCAUUGUGAUAGCAUCAUCUCUCAGAACAAACAGGGCAGGUCUGGAAUUACAGAUGGGUGGUCAUUGAUGGAGUGGGAUCCAAGGGGCAUUGACCAAAAACAGCCAUCUCUGCAGACAGCUGGUGAAAAAGGAAGAGGUGACAGGAAAAAGACAAGGGACUAGCAUUUGGCUAAAGGAAUUCUGCCUGCCAGCCAAGGCAGUAGGGGGCAGAGAAAACGGCAUCUGGGGGUUCUGAAAUUAAACAACCUCUCCCUGACAAGCAACCCUAGAGAGACCACCCAGCCCAGCCCUACCUCACAUCUGUUCUUGCACACAAAAGCAGAGGUUUGGGGUUUAAUUGUAUAAAACACAUUUAGUUCUCUAUAGAUGCUGCUACAUUACGCCCAGAACUCAGAUGGUUUACUAUGCAGAGGCAAAGGAGAGAAAAGGCAUCAGAAACCCAUACUGUUUAACAAGCCUGACAAAUCUACAAGGCAUUAAUUUGAUCAGAGAACAGACUUACACCUGGGCAAAAUGGACAAAGUAGGCAGUCAUCUUCUGGGAAGAGACCCUGAGGAUAAUACCCUAAGAAAGUACUGUUCCAGCCCCAUAUCCCAGGUCACUAUCUUCCCUUCCCCUUUCCUCUCCUCUCCUCUCUCCUCUCUCCCUCCCCCCCCCUCAGUUAGAUGUUGCUCUGUCAGGCCUCAUAUUAAGAUGCAAAUACCCCUGAGAGGCCCAGAGUUACGCAUUAAAACAAGUACCUGGUUGUAAAUUAGUUUAUCAGAAGGAUGGGGAAACCAGAGACCUCUGAAGUGCUUGGAAUGAGGAGAAGUGGGAAGUGAAGAACACAAAGGAAGAAGAGAAAGAUUAAGGAGAAAAACUGAAGGAGGCUAAAGAAAAUUUAAGAACUCUACCUUUGCCCAAGGAUUUUGGGGUGGAGGAGGGAUAUGGGACCUAAAACGCCACUGGUCUGGGGGGCAGCCUCCAGGCACCUUAAUCACAGCUUACACACAAACAUGCCCCUGCAGAGAGGGUCAUAGCAGGGAUAGAGACCCACAGCCUCUUCUUAAAGAAGGAUUGCCCAGAGGCUAACUGCAAAGAAUGGGCAACUCUGCCUCCAUGCAAAAUUGCCACACAAGGAAAGCAAGGUUAGCUCUGGCACCUGCCUGCAUUGACUCUAGCUGGCCAGCAGGUGGCCUAACAGAACACCAACAGGGGACUUAAUAAACAGAUUGCAAUUUAAACCACCUUUCCCCAAUGGGAAGAGAAAAACUAAUAGAUUAGGGUCCAUCCCAGGUGUAUUACAGUCAGUGGUUAAGGUCUCUGAGUUUAGGUAUGCCCAGCAGGCAGGGGUUGUGCCGGCAAAAGAAGGAUGUUUUCUUUACCUUCUUUUUUUUCUUUUCCCUUUUUUUUUUUCUUGGGGAAGAAAAUAAAGGCCUUUUCUGGCACUGCUAAGGGCUAGAUAGAUGGAAUCGGCAUGUUUUGUGAGGGUCUGGAAUCCUCUCUGAACACGAAGCUUGUAUUCAUGAGAACCUCUGUCAGCUUUGGAAAA